AUGUCGGUCGGUGAGAGAGCCGCCGCCUCCCCUCCCGGCGGCCUGGACCGCUCCCGGGCGGGCGAGCGGCUCCGGGCUGCCCUCGCCGGGCUGCAGGAGCUCCAUCUGCUGCGGGAAAGGCAGAGAGGACUGGUGCGGGAGGCUCUGGGGGGGCACAGCCCCCGGCCCACAGCCCCCGGCACCGGCACCGGCACCGGCAGGAGGGGGGGGGAGCAGCGGAGGGACCCCGAGAGCCGCACUCAGGAGCAGCGCCUGGAGGCGACUCUCACCGCACUCAAGGAACAGCUGUCUCAUUUAAGAAAGCAAGAUGUUGGACUGAAAAGUCACCUACAGCAUUUGGACCGACAAAUCAGUGAACUUAAACUGGAUGUCAGCAAAGCUUCCUCAGACCAGCUGGAAAGUGACAGUAGACCCAGUUCAGGGUUUUAUGAUCUCAGUGAUGGGGGGUCUUGUUCCCUGUCAAACUCCUGUACGUCUGUGUACAGUGAAUGCAUGUCCUCCUCGCAGAGCAGCUUGCUCUGUUGUACCCAGCAACCUGAGGCCGAGCUCAGCAAGUCAGACUACAGACCUCGAUCUGCUGAUGAAACUAUGGUACAGGCAACAGAUUUCAGGCGCCGUGGGGUAUUUAUCCGACCUGGACGAGGGAUCCGCACCACUAUCGAACCUGUUUCGCUCAUGGCCAAGAAGUCAGGAGUCCUCAGACAGAGACCCGUUUCUACAGGCGACUUAGAGAGAAUCCGACCAACAAGCCGGGGUUUUCCAAGUGCCUCUGAUUUGAAACAACUUUCUUCCAUGUGCACUGCUGAUCAUCUGCGGCUCAGACUUGCAAACCAAAGGUAUCGAUGUGAUCUAGUUUCUAAGAAUAGCAGCGAUGUUUACAACUACCCUAGUCCCCUUCAUGCCGUGGCUCUUCAGAGUCCCUUGUUUUCACUGACUGGAGAGGCUCCUGGUUUCAGCAACAGAAAAAUCCUAGCGAGUGAAUCACUGACGAGCACCACACCAUUCAAUCCAGUGAUGUCAUGGCCACCAGUACUUGAAACCACAUUUGGUCACAAACCUAAACUAUCCCAACAGAGUACUGCAGGUGAAAUCCGCACGACUGCUGUCCAUGGAGAUUUUGAACUGAAUCAACAAACUGCGGCACAGAAAAGUGACAUCUCACAAAGCUUCAAUGGGAUGAAAAAUAACUCGAACCAUAAAGCAAUGGUGCAAACUGUGGCUGAACAACAAGACAGCAAUGAUGGUCACUACAAAGACUUGGGACUUUCAGCAUAUGUUGCUGUCAGGCUGCAGGAGGCUGGUCAUGGCUCUAUAAAGCAGUUGAGGGAGGACUCGGAAGCUUCCAUUGGGGUCCAAAUUGUUUCCAAAUUGGACAUGAAGGACUUGUCAAAGGCUAAAUGUAUCAGUGGUUCAGUCGCAUGCUCAGAUGUACCAGUGCAAACUAAUCCAAAAGAGACAGCUCACUACAAUCCUAUUCCCAAGGCAGAAAUGUCCCAGCCGACCAGCCAAAUAUCCAGCGAGGCUAAGAAAGCUGGAGAGGCUUUGCCUAAAAGCGACUUUGUGCAUGCUCAGUUUGUGCCAGCAAAAUCGCAGCAACGAGUGAAAGUCAGGCAAGCCAAUAGAAAGACAAAGGUUGUGAAAAUAAAGAGGAGGAGCAGUGAGAGAGGGCGAGCUGUGAAACAGGGGCCUAUUGAAAAGCUUAGAGACACUGGUGAAGGACCUGGAAUACCCAUUGAUGUGGAUCUUCAUCAUAAGAAGCAAAGAGGAAGAGCUGCUGCAGCGUUCACCAGCCCAGGCUCCGAAACCACGGGCAGGUCAUGUUCAGAGUCAAUUCUUUACCCUGUCUGCUACGGACCACAGCAGUUGACUCACAGACCUGAGACUCAGAAGUCAGCAGUCCCUGGGCUUCAUGUGUCCAAUGCCAAGGGCUUGAUGGAAGGAAUGAAGAAGAAACAGCGCAAAUGGCAAUCUUCUGUUGAGAUCUUCACCAGGGUCCCAAUUGGACACUUGUGUUAUGGCACUGGGGGAGCUGUUUCGCAACAUAAGCAACAGAUGGGAAAAGCUGAGAGGGGUCAGAAUGUCAGCUACAGGUCACGGACAUUUGAGAACCACUUCAGUGUCUACUCCUACGCAAGGAGCGAGUCCGACCAAUCCGAGUACUCUGCUGAAUGUGCGUCGCUCUUUCACUCGACCAUCGUAGAGACCAGUGAGGAUGACGAGAGUGACCACACCACCAACUGCUUUGGCGAUGGUGAGUUGAGUGGGGGGAGCGUGUCAGACACUGCCAGCAACAGCAGCCUCAGCCUCGACGAUGAUGAUCCGGCUCUCGUUUGGCCUCAGGGUUUGGUAGCAGCCAAUGAACCAACUUCGUCCUCUUGCCAGCCUCGACAUUCCGAGGCUCAGGUUUGUCGUAUCAAGGCAUCGAAAGCACUGAAGAAAAAGAUCAGGAGAUUCCAGCCUGACUCUUUAAAGAUUAUGACCAUGGUUUAGUGAGAAUUAACCAUUCUGUACCUUGUCAUGCUGGGUCCUGUUGUUCUAAGAAACAAAAGAAAUUACCUUUGAAGAAAAGUGACAUUCAUUGGUGAACUGUCAAUGACCCUAUUGCAUGUGCAGGGGGUACUUUACAAAUACCUAAAUGCAUUACAUUUUCUCUUAACUUUUUCUGAUGUAUUUUUACUCGAAAGCUGUGUUGUGUAUAGUAACCCAUUUUCGUAUUGCUGACUGACUGCUGAAAACAUUGUGUGGAAAUAAGAAUAAAAAUGGUACAAUCUGA
Messenger RNA from Callorhinchus milii (elephant shark), 2773 nucleotides. Its product is annotated as dapper homolog 2-like. NCBI's taxonomy places the organism in Eukaryota, Metazoa, Chordata, Chondrichthyes, Chimaeriformes, Callorhinchidae. Gene Ontology annotation, cellular component: cytoplasm. The coding region runs from base 1 to 2490 and encodes 829 amino acids. The transcript has 4 exons. Gene Ontology annotation, biological process: negative regulation of nodal signaling pathway. The record is from RefSeq and is a predicted model, not a curated record.